Molecule: messenger RNA, 1683 nt
Organism: Bubalus bubalis (water buffalo)
Lineage: Eukaryota; Metazoa; Chordata; Mammalia; Artiodactyla; Bovidae
Gene: TEKT2
Product: tektin 2
Exons: 10
Coding region: 294-1586 (430 amino acids)
Biological process (GO): cilium assembly; cilium movement involved in cell motility
Cellular component (GO): microtubule cytoskeleton; nucleus
Source: RefSeq, a predicted model, not a curated record
GCUGCACCACCCGCAGCACCAGCCCAGCCGCCGGCCCUUUCCUACCUGGAAGGCCUCUGGGCCCCCAAAGCCGCCGCCGCCGCCCGGCGGUGGCCAAGCUAAACAGGCGGGCGGAGGUGAACGGCGCGCCGAGAGCGGGGCGCCUAGCAACCGGGGUGCCUAGCAACCGGGAUGCCUAGCAACCGGGGGCGCUUAACAGAGGAGCUGGCCAAGGGAGGCGGAAGUGCGAGCGCGGAAGGAGAGUUAGGGGUCCUGGAACAGGCCUGGGGGCCUGACCCUUCAGGACCUGCGCCAUGGCCACGCUGAGCGUCAAGCCCAGUCCACGCUUCCGGUUGCCGGACUGGCAGACCAACAGCUACCUGUUGUCCACCAACGCCGAGCGCCAGCGAGAUGCCUCACACCAGAUCCGCCAGGAGGCCCGGGUCCUCCGCAACGAGACCAACAACCAGACCAUUUGGGAUGAACAUGACAAUAGGACGCGGCUGGCAGAGAGGAUUGAUACUGUCAGCCGAUGGAAGGAGAUGCUGGACAAGUGUUUGACGGAUUUAGAUGCUGAGAUCGACGCCCUGGCACAGAUGAAAGAGUCAGCGGAGCAAAACCUGCAGGCCAAGAACCUGCCUCUGGAUGUGGCAAUUGAAUGCCUGACCCUGCGGGAGAGUCGGCGUGACAUUGAUGUGGUGAAGGACCCCGUGGAGGAGGAGCUGCACAAAGAGGUGGAGGUCAUUGAGGCCACCAAGAAGGCCUUGCAACAGAAGAUCAGCCAGGCCUUUGAGAAGCUCUUCCUCCUGCAGGAAGCCCGACAGCGGCUCAACUCUGACCAUCGUGGCAAAAUGGAGACACUGGACAUUGACAGAGGCUGCCUCUCUCUCAAACUCACGUCCCCGAACAUCUCUCUGAAGAUCAAUCCCACACGUGUGCCCAAUGGCUCCACCUCACUCCAGCAGUGGGAUGACUUCAGUCGGUUCAACAAGGACCAGGGAGAGGCUGAGAUGAAAAAGGCCACUGAGCUGAGGGAGGCCAUCGCCCUCACCAUUGCUGAGACCAACAACGAGCUGGAAGCCCAGAGGGUUGCCACAGAAUUUGCCUUCAGGAAGCGGCUGCGGGAGAUGGAGAAACUGUACAGUGAGCUCAAGUGGCAAGAGAAGAAUACCUUGGAGGAGAUUGCCGAGCUGCAUGAGGACAUCCGGCACCUGGAGGAGGACCUGCGCAGAAAGUUACAGAACCUGAAGCUGUGCCACACACGGCUAGAGGCCAGGACCUACCGGCCCAACGUGGAACUCUGCAGGGACCAGGCACAGUACGGCCUCACCGACGAGGUUCACCAGUUAGAGGCAACCAUUGCCGCCCUGAAGCAGAAGCUGGCUCAGGCACAGGACACUCUGGAUGCCCUGUACAAGCAUCUGGCCCGGCUGCAGGCUGACAUCGCUUGCAAGGCCAACUCCAUGCUGUUGGACACCAAGUGCAUGGACACCCGUCGGAAGCUGACCGUGCCUGCUGAGAAGUUUGUGCCUGAGGUGGACACCUUCAACCGCACCACAAACCGCACCCUGAGUCCUCUCAAAACCUGCCAGCUGGAGCUGGCCUAGGCAGGGGGCUGAGGGAGGAGAGGAAGGCUGGUUGAAAAUGGAAGGGAUGGGGGGAGCGGAGAGAAUGAAUCUAAUAAAGGUCGGGGUUCUCAGUCCA